Messenger RNA from Topomyia yanbarensis, 19918 nucleotides. RefSeq names its product cyclin-dependent kinase 5 activator 1 (gene Cdk5alpha). Gene Ontology annotation, cellular component: protein kinase 5 complex; cytoplasm. Gene Ontology annotation, molecular function: protein kinase binding; cyclin-dependent protein serine/threonine kinase activator activity. NCBI's taxonomy places the organism in Eukaryota, Metazoa, Arthropoda, Insecta, Diptera, Culicidae. The record is from RefSeq and is a predicted model, not a curated record. Bases 1037 to 2500 code for a protein of 487 amino acids. Gene Ontology annotation, biological process: positive regulation of cyclin-dependent protein serine/threonine kinase activity; activation of protein kinase activity. The transcript has 5 exons.
CAGUGUGCGGGCGACUCGGUCCUCCAUAUUCGCGUUUUGAUAUAAUAUCAAAAAUUGUGUGAAAUUUUUUUUCUGCACCAUUUUCGGUAACGUAAGAAGUAAACGUGCGCUAAAUCCGACUGGAUUGAAACGGUAAUAAUUUCCGGUCGAAUUUAGGCGGUGAAAGAAUUGUGGGAUAUAUAUGUGUCAUAAAUGGAAAAACUUUGACGAACAGAAUGAGAGUGAAAUAAAACAUUCGCCCUAGAAAGCAAUGAUAUGACCCCGUUAGUUGAACGUUAGUGGAAGAUUCAUGUCGGGAAAGCUGCGCUCGUCGAUUGGAAGAAUUGAUUGCUGGAUUGUCGAUUUGAAUCGAAAUCGAAUAUUCGCAAGGAUUGCAUGCAUCCAUUUUGCCUUUGGUGUACUUUGAGGUGUGAAAAGAAAAAUCAGGCAGUGCGUGAUUGGAAACUGCCCAUGUGCCCUCGUGUGUGUUCGUGUCACUAACCACCACUGUUGGUGUGGAUCAAACCUAGGAAGAAAAGAGCUGUGUAUGUGUGCUCGUGUUUGCUUGGAAAAAUUUAUGUUCAGCAAUUUUCAACCUACCGCCGCCCGUUGUCCUCUUUUAUCGCCAUCGCAAUUCCGGAAGUUUUGUCCGCUUUGGGAUUACUAGUCCGCUGAGUGCUAGGCGGAUGUGAGACACUAACUCGAUUAUUGCCAGGAUAUAUUCAAGUGCGAGAUCCAGGGAAAGAGAAGAAAGUAUAGUGGGUAUUUCAAUUAGAGGAAAAUUGCUCGAAGGAGUGAUGUUGUGACAAAGUGAAAUAUUGGGGUGGUGAGAAGGCGUAAGUGUGACAAACACAGAUAUAAAAAUCCAGAUAUACGUGUGGAAAAAGUGGCUGAUUUAGGUUGUUACAUAAAAUCAACCUGAGGGAAAGCGAUCUGCUAGGGAGAACUCAAGUGGUAGCGUAAUAUAAUUUCCAUCGGUCGUGGUUCGAUAAAAUAUUCAUCGAAAAUUCCCUCAUCUAUUGCAUUCGUGUCGACAGACGAGCUGAGAUUGGCAAAAAUGGGUACCGUGUUGAGUUUCAGCCCCCGGGAGCGUCGACCCAUUUAUUCCACGCAUCAUCACAGCGCUGGAACGUUGUCGUCGUCGAAUUCGGCGGAUUUCCCGUUGAACAACUACUCUUACGAGCAGUUGAACAACGUAAAAAAUCGUGAAAAUACUAAACCGCCGAAUCUGAUCCAAUCGGUGCCUAAUAAUAAUGCCAUCAACAAUAAUAACCUAAACAUUAGUGGUAAGGACGAUGGUAAGAACAAUAACACAAACAAUGCCGGAACGCUAAUGAUGCUCCAUCAGCAAACCCACCAGAGCAGUAUCACCGGAAACAGCAACAUCAAUAGCAUCAACAACAACAUCAACAGUAACAACAACAGCAACAGUAUACAAGAGCGCAACAAUAACAACAACAACAACAACAACAACUGCAGCAGUAACACAGACAGCUCACGGAUUCUCUCGGAGAAGAAUGCUCUCGAAAAAAAUCUCAAGAAGCACUCGCUGUUCAUCAAUGCACUUUCGUGGAAGCGACUGGCAGCCUCCCACGGCAAAAAGAAGCUCGACAACCAGAAGAACAAGUCGGCCAACCUGGCGACGGGUGCAUUCCGUACGCCGCUUACGGACACUAUCCAUCCGAUGGUGGACAAGAACAAGAACCUUCAGCAGUCCCAGUCGUUUACACAGCCCAUCAGCGGACCGCAACAUCAGCUGCAACCGAUUCAGGUGUCCCAGCAGCAGCAGCAGCACCAGCAUCAAACAGUCUAUUUUACACCUGGCGGACCAAAGGCACUGUUGGCUUUGGAUCUAGUUCGAGCCAACAAUACCAAUCCACUGUCGCAGCCGGAUAAACUGGCACCAAAGCUACCGUUGCAGUUGCCACUGCCGCUCCAACCGAUCCUCGGUCAACAACAGGUUCAUCAACAGCUUCCGCAACAGUUGCACCAUGGACACGGGCCGAGGAAAACCGUUAUUCAGGCCUCAACCUCCGAGCUGCUGAAGUGUUUGGGUAUGUUCCUUCACGACCGGUGCCGAAACCUACGGGAUUUCCAGGCAGGUGACGCCGUAAUGUGGCUGCGGGCAGUCGAUCGGAGUCUACUGCUUCAGGGAUGGCAGGAUGUUGCCUUCAUCAACCCAGCGAACGUGGUUUUCGUGUACAUGCUGGUCCGGGAGCUGGUGGACGGUGAAGAGACCAAGGAAGCGGAGCUGCAGGCAGCGGUGCUGACCUGUCUCUAUCUGUCCUACUCGUACAUGGGCAACGAGAUUAGCUACCCCCUGAAACCGUUCCUCGUGGAGGACUCGAAGGACAAAUUCUGGGAUAGAUGCCUCCUCAUCGUCAACCGGCUGUCGUCCAACAUGUUGCGAAUCAACGCCGAACCGGGCUUUUUCACCGAGAUCUUCACCGAGCUGAAGGCCUGCGGUAUGAAUUCGGGCAGCUCGAACUCCAAUGGAAAUCUACCGUGCGGUGCAGCUUGACGCAGCUCCAGCAACAGUCGACAUCCCCGCGAAGUUGUUGUCCGGCUGUCGAUUGCCGGUCAGCAGCAAAAGUACCAGCACCAAACUACCCUCCAGGAGCUGACCAGUGUGGUCUGAAUGGCACUACCACUACCACUACCACUCACUGCUAGGAUUGUACCGAGAUGAUGACGGUCAUACACACACACAGUCAACGAGCGUCGAGCCUACGCAACAGCCUACUACUACUGCUACUACUAAAACUAACGUACAACCCCCAUCAUUCACAAUCAUCAUCACCCAGGACUGUAACUAGUAGGCCUGCAUCGUCAUCGUCGGCAUUGUCGUCGUUCGUAUACUCACCAGUCACCAUACUAGUUGUAGAUGUAAACAGUAAAUAGCGUGAAUCUCUGCAGAGACUUUGCAGCACUUAGGCCCUGAUGUUAGAAUUUUUGGUUUUUGUCGAAAAAGCUGAUCUGCCCCCCUUCACCCUACACCGGAACGCUAGUUUGUGCGGGUACGGCAGUCAGAACAGAAAACGUUAAGAUGGUACUCAUAUUUAUUGGAUAUUUUAAUUCGCGUAGGCGAGAAGUCGAAUACGAGACGAUUAAGUAUCUGAAGCUAUGUAUAUUUAUGUAGACUCGUUCAUGAAACUCAAAGCAGUACGAAUCCAGUGAGUCAGAGUGAGGUAAGCUGUAGUGAUAGGACAGAUUUAUUAUUUUACGAUUUAAUUUCCACUCUAAAAGAAGAAGAAAAAACAACAAAAUGUGAUUCGAUGAGAAGUAUGUUAAAAGUAGACAAAAUUUAUAAUACAAAGAUGGAAAAAUGAAGAGAAUAAUGAAACAGGAAUCUAAAUUUAAGAAAUUAGAAUGGGAGGUCAAAAAUUGCAAUUUUUUUCGAUGAAAUAAGUUAAAAAUAGUUCGGUUAUUUGAACAUUGGUAAAAAUGAAAAAUUUCAGCAGCAACAUCAACUCCUCCAUCUAACAGCCACUUUCUAAGGCCACUAGCACUGUGGGAUUAUCAACACAAUAUACAUUGCUUCGACAAUAACUCAUACAACAAUUGAGGUCAAUCGGAUAUGAUUUAGAUGAGCCGUUAAGCGGUCCAAAGCGGCUUGAGCUCGAAGUUUCAUGCAUUUUGAAUUUAAAAAAAAAAUCGAUUUACCAAAUUUUAUCCACUCUCCUAGGAAAUUUUUUGAGAUUUUUAAUCGCCCAACCCCCAAUUCAUGUACGAAAUAGCUCAAAAUGAUCAUUGGAUCUUUUUCAAAGCAGUCAAUUUUUUCUAUAUGCACACUAAAUGAAUGAUUGUUAUCUCUUCUGUAUUCACGAUUAAUACGUUUUUUGACACGGCUCAACACGUUAGCACAACCGAGCCGUGGAUCUUUUAUGCUUAUACAAUAAGUAAAAAUACUAAAAAUGCUUGUCUUCCGCAUCUUGUUCAAGCAGUUUGCUGUUGCAUGUUGAGAUCCUCUUCCUUGUCUUGAAGCAUUAGUUGCAGUAUCCGCCGCCGCUUGGAGGUCAUUCGGACUGGCUACUCUCGCAUUAUUAUUCACGCCCAUGUCCUCAUGGGUACAGCUUUCUUACUGUUCACGGUCUGAUGUACUUAUUUGUUUUUUAUUCUUACGAAUCGCUGUUUUAAAUCCGUCUUCAUCGGCCUUUGCUUAUUUAUUUGGGAUGUUGGUUUGGAAGCGCUCGUCGUAGUCCCUUCGCUAUUGGUAGAUUUGGUAAGAAACUUUAGUAUGUCUCUGAGUUUUGGUCUCGUCUAUGUAACGAGUGUCGUCUAUGUAACGAAUGUCGUAAACUCGAAAACGCAAUUUCGUUACUGCUGGGCAGUUGCAUAUCAGAUCAUAUGAGGUACCGUAGCCGGGUUCACAAAAAUCACAUGAAAAAGACUCAGCGCUCUGAAUAGUUGCUAUGUGAUAAAUGAGUUAGCAGUGGUCGGUUAAAGCAGUGGUCAGCAUGCCGCAGUGGAGUUUCGAAAAAUGUGGGAGAGUUUUCGAAAUCACACGGCACGGUUGUUCUAGAAACGCCUUUGUUAGAUUUCAAUGAUUGCCGUGCUCAGACCGCCAAGAACCGGAUUUUUUCUCUUAUCCAUUUUGUCGAAUUUGGCUAUGCGGUUUCAGGAAGUCAAACGCUGAACCUGCUCUAGCCAAUUCUAGCCAGUGUGUUGACAAUACUUAGUUCUUCGAUUUGGGUUCGGCAUGCCGUCUCUAGCUUGGACUGUGAUUUGUCUGAGCUAAAGCGCUUGAUUGCAGCCUGACUAGCUGAGCACAAUAUUAUAACUUUGCUGGACAAGCUCUGUUGGAGGGCCAAUUGCACACCGAUGUACAGUACAGUAUCUACCUGGCAAGUGAGACAGUUCCAAUCUCAUUUCACGACAGCAGACACCAGCACCAGCACGUCCCUCUAUUAGAUAGCCGUCAGUGUAACAGAUCACUUGCGUUUGUUGUUGUCAACCGUCAGAGAGCCAGACAACCGAGAGAGAAAUUCACAUGGGGUGGUCUGUAAGGAACACUACAUGUGAGUGUAAUGUCGGUGGGCGCAACAAUAUCUUCACUUCAUGCAUCCGUUUGUGACCACAGUCGUGUAUGACUAGUAGAAAGAUCAAUAUGGUUACUGUUACAAAGACCUGUAACCAGCUGUCUGUCUGCACAUGAUGUCUGCUUCUUGUUUUAGGUGUAUAUGUAAUAGUUUAAUAUUAGGAAGGGCGCCCAGAGCAGCAGUCAGAGUUGUGGCUAAAGCCCCAGUCAACGCCAUUUGCGCUAUUCUUUGCAGAUGGUGAUGCUUUGACAGGAUCGUCAUCACCUCUCUCCUCUGCAUCCAUACAAUGCAUCCAUAUGACAGUAUAUGAAGUACAAUUGAGCGAUCGAAAUUAAAAGUCGCAAGGAUAUAACAUGCUUCGCAAAACCCGUUUCAAACAUAUUAGAAUAUAAAAAUCGGAAAUAAACUUCAAGCAUAAAAAUCGGACAGAAAUUCUUCAGCAUAAGAAUCGCUUAAAAAGUUCUCACCCGUAAAACUCGGCAAGGGUGAACCUCCAGUAUAAACAUCGUUUAAAAAUAAUUAAAUCGCUCGGAGGAGCAUCCGUAUAUCUUGAUGUUCAUGAUUAAAAGUCGGCUAACAAAAACUUACUUUGUAAGAAUCGGAUGUCUUUCUUUCCGAUUUUUUUACUGAGUUUUUUUACCCGACUCUUACAAAGGGAUCACUCAAAAUCACUCAAAAAAUGCUACGUCAUUUAUGGAUGAUCCCAAAGGAAUGCCGCAGUCCGAUAUUUAUGCUUGAAGUUUAUAUCCGGUUUUUAUAUUCUAAUAUAUUUGAAACAGGUUUUACAAAGCAUGUUCUAUCCUUGCGACUUUUAUUUUCGGUCGCUCAAUUGUCGUGUAAAUCCAAUUGAAGUAUUUGGGUUUGAGACCCCAGAUCUUUCCAAAGGUUCGUCUGCACUGCCCGAAGGCCAUGCACGCUUUCAGUUUGGAACCCAACACCAUUCCAAAGUACUUGACUUGAUCCGCACGCUGUAGCUCGAAAUCAAAGAACUACAAAACAACGUGGCACGGCGCAUAUCUGUGUUGGCGGUUUAUUUCCCAGUAUACGGCCAGUGAGCGAUAUCUGACAAUUUUUCCACUGUAAGUAUCUACAGUCAUGAUUCGCUGAUUGGGUCACAGUCUCUGUCCAACCAAAGAAUUUGAUUCGCUAGUUGGAUCGACUGACAAAUGUCAAAAACUCUCCAAAGAAGUCAUUAGUAGUGUAAAAGAUUGUUAGAUAGAUUGUCAAAGUAAAUUUGACAUGAGAUUUUGAUGUUCAGAUGAUUUUUAGUUCAACUUCAACAAUGGUCCAACUAGCGGACGUCCAACUAACAAGCGGCCAAGUUAAAAAGUGUCCAACCAGCGAAUAUCUCUUGCAAUUUCUCGGUGGAAUUAUCCUGUCCUGGAUGGCUAUCGUGUCGGACUCGAUCACUACAGAGAAUUUAUCUCGCUUGUGCCAAAGUUUGCCAUAGCCUUGUUAACCUACGGCUGCUCCAACUGGUGGGGGUGAGCAUCGUGCACAGCUUUCUGCUUCCACUCUGCAAUCUUGUAUUGUAUUGUAUUGUUCAUGAGGGAUUUAACCUCAAUGAGUCAUUCCUUUUGCUCUGCAAUAUUCUCCCCCACAGUCUGUUGAAUGGCAGUUAAGGUAGUUCCCUUGCGCUAAGUGAAGUGCGCUAUAAUUGCGGUCCGCAGCACAAACUUGUUUUAUAUACUCCAUGUCGGUUGGUAUUUUCCACCGUGUAUUCUCGCAAUCGUAGUACGUACACUACGCCUAGUGCAUAUAUGUUGACUAUUAUUUGCUUCGUGGCAACGUGAAUCUCUCCAGCGCUGACUGAGGAUGGCGCAUUCAUGCGUGUCUAAUUGUCUUUCUCAAUUUGCUCCUAAGAUCUUCCAGGUCAGCUCGGCUCCAUGUGAUGACGCCGAAACUCCAGGUCAACACGGGGAAAGCCAACGUGUUGAUUGUUUUGACCUUAUUUCCCGCGUCCAGGAAAGACUUCAAGAUGCAGUUCACUCGGCUCAAGAACUUAUCUCGGAGCUUAAGCUUGAUAUCGGUGUGGCGGAUCUAGGAAAGCUACCGGAAUCCGAGAUAUUUACGAUUCGCCACGAACCGUGCCCCGAAUCAUCUCGCCUUCGUCGACCUCGCAGUCUCCAGUAUCGCCACUAAUCCUUUCCACUACACCCAGUCGUUUCGUGGAGUCAGCAUAGAUCUUGAGAUAAUCCAUGUAUAAGCUAUGGAUUACCUCUUCCGGUGGUUCAUGCAAUGGUAUGGAGACUGAAUUUUUUUCAGUUUCCCUCAGCGUUUUCGAACCGGGCUUGUCUACAAUAUGCCAUCUGUUAACAGAACUGGUGCGUAUUAAUUUGAUGUACAACUAGUUUUCUGUGUAAAUGCACUACAGCAUUUUCACCUCCAGCAAAUGUUCCACAUAACGAUUGCUCGGUCUUAUUCGAGAGAACUGGAAGUGACCGUGUUCGGACGAAGGACGAUGUUUUAUUGCUGAGACUCAAUCAUCUCGAUGGAUUACUACAGCAAGAAUAAAAGUAACGGUUUCCUUUGUUCUUUAGAUAAAACAUACAAGAUAAAAGUAACUGUUUUGUCGUUCGCUUUGCGCAAGUCGGGUUGACCUUCAAACGUGUAUUGGAACUUUUUCGUAAGUUCCAUCAAGAAAUGGCGCGCACUUUUAGAAAACAUUAAAGUAAGCGUAGCAUGCGGCCUUCUUUGAGUGUUUAUAUGUUGACGAGCAUGUUACGUACUUCAUAUGAUGCAAGAGGAAAUGCUGCCUAGUUUAGUUUCCAAAAUUCAUAUACAAUAAAUAGUUUUUGAAAUGAUUCAAGUGCAUAGAUUUCAUAUUACUCUGUACUAUUAUAGCUGAAUCGUUAAAUAUUGCGUGGCAGACCAUUUUCUUUACUUGUUAUUGUAUUGAAGUGAUUCAUGAAUGCGAGGUUACAGUAUAUAAUUACCUCUUAGGUCACAUACAAUAUUAUGUUUACAAAUUUUUCUAAGUAUAUAUCUAUGGCGAUGAUAGUAGUUUCUCUGCUAAUUAUUUAUUGGGUUACAGUUCGUUAUGUUGAAAUAGAAUUUGGUACACACUCAAUUGAGUUUGGCCAUUUCCUAAAAGCCGUGUGGUCAGCAGAUUUAGAAACUGAUAUUCUGGUUGCAGAUGAAAACUGAAAAAUCUAACCAGCAACAUUUUUUUUCUCUUGCUUAGUGCUAAUCCAUGUUGUCGGAAGUAGUGCGCUGGAUAGCGCAUCAUUGUACGAAUACAGCGCACUACUCCGAUGUGAUUCCAUUGUUUAGAACUAGAGAAAAUACGAUUGUCACUGGUUGGAUUUUCCAGUUUUCAACUGCAACCAGAAUAUCUUAGCAAAGUGAGAUUUGUUUACUAAUUUUUGGCGAAAUAUUUUGCGAGUCUCAGUUAUCAAACGUCACUUUCACUGAUAUCUCAGCAAAAAAAAAAUUGUUGCUGAAAUCCUAGCUGUUGAGAUUUCGGCAAAAGGUGCAAAAAAGCUGAGAUCCGGCAGAAAAAAUUAAGUGUGUAUGCCAUGUGUGAAAUAUAACGAUUUCGUUUUGGAACACUGCGACUGUUUGGUAUUUGGGCUAAGACUACCGCCGAGGGUCUGCCCCAAAGGGAAGAAGAGCGUGUCCGGAUAACAAUAAGAAGAAUGGCAGAUUUGACAUGACAAACGCAAAACAGAUUCAAGAUAAUCUGCAUAAGGUGUAUGCAUGUGUGUACAAUAAUGUUGUUGGUGGCAAACGCCUUGAGAACCUCAAAAUACCGAAAGCACUAGUUUCUAUAUUCAAAACAUUGUUUUAAUUAAUUUCGUUUUUAAUAACCUCUUUUUUGAUAAGUGAAGCAGUAUUUGCGCAAUGUAGACGUUGCUAAUUGUAAAAUCGAAACUCUCGCUUUACGUAUGCCUAUACCUGGUAUCAUCUUGGAUUUUCACGUCAUUUGCAGUUUGACAAGAUCAAAAUUUGAUAAGACCAAAAUUUGACAAGAAAAUAUUUUGAUGUUUGAAACGGUCUAUCCCUGAGGGCUGGAUGUUGUUGGCUCGAAUCAAAAUUUGUCGAAAGUAAACAAAGUUCAUUUCAUAUCGUCAACCUGGCGCCCAGGUGGUGAAAUCAACGGAGUGCUGGAGCGAUGCCAAAAAAAUAUUUAUUUCCAGAUUAAAUUUGACUAAACUUCCCAGUUUAACUCAGCCGGAAUGCUGGCUGGUUCUAAUUCGUAUUCCGGCUCCUGUGACACAACCGAUUCAAGUUAGAAUGUUCAAGGGGUACCAUUUCGAUGCGGCUUAGCCGCAUAACCGAGGCCUAGGAACCGAAGCGCCGUCGGAAGCAAGCGAACCUGUGACCCACUCGUUUGCCCGGCUUACUCAAACAUAGGGGCUAUCCCUAGUUUAAGUCCGACUGAGCGGUAGCGAAGUCGGACAGCACGCGCAAAAGCGAUGUGGCGUAGCCACAUUGGGUGCUGGACACAAAAUAAAAUUGGCAACGCUAGUAAAAUGUAAACACAAAUGAACACUCCGGAUGAACCUAUCGUCAAUUGACAUUUCGACGAGUUUUGAUUCGAGCCAAUAACAUGGGCCCAUCCCUGGGAAUGUUCAUAAAAAGGUCAAUCCCUCGAAGACUACAGCCCAGUAAGCGAAUACUACUUGCUAACUGGGCUGAUCUGUCAAACGGCAAAAAUCGCCAGGGGGUGAUUUCGAUGGUUCAGAAUGAUCAGAUGUUUAUGUUAUGGUUACGAAGUCGAUUCAUUAUUAGAUCACCGAAUAAAAUCGACAGAUGCUUUUCGAUCUUUGCUCAACGACUAGUGAAGAGCUGGAUAAAUUGACGAAUCAGAUUCCUAACAAGCAAGGACCAAUAUUUUACUUGACGUGGGUGUAAGUUUUCAAGAAAGAAACAGGAAGUAUUUUUGUGCCCUUUCUUCUCAAAUGCAUGUUGGCAGUUAACUUAUUGGUUCUUUUAUAAAUCCACGGAAAAUUUCAGCAUUUUUCUAUUUAAUACUCAAAUAUUGAAAAAGCGAAAAAUAAGUGAAAAAGUUUCAUUUUAAAUAUAUGAAUUGGCAAAUAUUUUCCGUUAUCUAAUCCUAUAUUCAACUGAUUACGCUUCUCAAUAAGUUUAUUACAAACAAGAAAUUGUUAUUAAUAUUAUUGUUAUUCAUAUGUCAAUAUUGUUUUCCAUUCGCUUGCCCCUCAUUAGUUGUAUCAUCAAAAUGUCAAAUUACGUUUGACGUCUAUAAUUUGAUGAGUUAUUUUUAAUUGGGCUGCAGUCUAUCUCGAUUGUGCAAAGUUAGUAAUAGUUCUCACAACAUUUUUUAGCAUGUAGAGGGCACAUCCAAUUGGUAUUUUUUAUGAAAAACAAAGUCAUAUACAUUUCAUUAAAAAAUGAAAUUUCUUCCAAAAGAAACAAAACUCCAUACGAAAUACCAAAAACAUCCUAACGACUCCAGCAUAAUCCUAAUCUAGAGAUUACCUAGGCUCACCCCUGAGGUGCCUACAGAAUGAAGUUGAAUGAACUGUGAAAACAUAACCUUGGAUCACCAGAAGAAGAAAAACACGGCCUAUGAAUAAUCUUUAUGUGAGCUGCAAAGAUACCUACGGGCGGUUGAUGAUGCUGCUGAUAAGAGAGAAAAAACUCCUGCUCGGACAACAAUUUGCUAGCCUGGCAGGCGCGACUCUGAAGCUAGGAAAAUCCUAGAGAAAGAAGAAAGUGGGUGGUUUCAAUGUCACCUGCUCUGAUGAAAACCGGGAGGGGUAAAUAUAAGAUAACAGGUUGCACAGAAUAAGAAGAAUGAAAGGUAUACAGAUUUCGCUCAGAUUCCGGUGGGUAGUUCAACAUUGUACAUGUAGAUGUAAAGAAGGGAUAAGAUAAUGAUUGUUGGGAAAUUUGCCAACAGUGGGAAUGAACAUUUGUCUAGUCAGUAAAUGAAUGUUAACCAAUGGAUAGGUUGGACAAAUAUUAAGGGCAACGCACGAAUGUAUGAGAAAAGUACAGUGAACAAAUCAAUAGUCGAAAACUAGGGUGGCACACGAAAGAAAUUCAGUGCAAUGGUCGACAGUCAGAUGAUUUUUGUUUAUUUGUUUUUGUUUUUAGCAACUACCGCCGAUUUUCCAGACGAUGAUCUCAGCGGUAUACUUAAGUUGCAUUCCAUUAGAAAAUUUGGUCACAUAUCAGGAAUGUACGAAACGAUAUACGUAAAAGGAACUAAAUUCCUGAGAUAUUGUUCUCUACUAUAUUCAAGCUCUGUUACGAUCAUGUAUAAUUUUUGUUGUUUAAAUUUAUUAGUCAGCUUUGAUGCUUUAGGAAACAAAUUCAAUAUCAGAUGCUUUUACAUAGGUAAUGGAACUAGGCCGUAACAUUCAAACCAUACAGACCUUUCCCGUCGGAAGGUUAUCGAUGAUUUCACGAGUAAGACCGUAGUUUCUCAGUUUUGUCCUAUAUUGUUUUUUUUUUUAAAUUUUGAAGUUGGAUUACACGAAUAUUUAAUAUAAAUAAUUGUGAUUCGCGAAUUCGCAGUGACAAAGGCCAAUACCAGAAAAUAGACGAGCGACGAAUUGAAUUUUUUUUUAAUUUUAAUUAUAGAGUUUUAACCUUAGGGUCAUUUGCCUCUUUUCGGGUUAGAGAAAUCUCGUUUGGAAAAAUCUCUAACCCUAUGUGCGGGGUUGGGAAUCGAACCCAGGUGAGCUGCGUACAAGACAAUCGAUUUACCAACUACGUUAUGCCCGUCCCAAGAAAUUGAAAUAGAUUUUCAGGCGCCCGUUCGUCCUGACUUGAGAAGUUCUGGUUCUUUCACGUCUUUAAUCCGGAUCUUUUCUUGGUCCUCUGGACGAAACAUGAAGUUUUUUGAUGAAUUUCGCUUUAAAUGAGCAGUGCUUUCUCGUUUUUUUGCGCAUUGUUUCCGGUGUUCGUUUAGCUCCGGGCUUGUGGUCUACUGUCAUCCGUUCCUGGAACUUACGGGGGACCUUUCAGAUAGUCGAAUGAUGUUACAUAAGUUUCCUCAAGUCGCUCAACUUUUUGCAUAAUAGGCUAGUGAAAGCCUUGGUCUUUCGAAAUAUACUGCUGGACUUCUCCAAAGUUUUAUGGUGGAGCAGAAAUAAUGUAGAUGUAUUGCUCGUAGCAGAAUCGAUGCGAGUUGGAGAACAGGCAUUAAAAAUCAAAAAAUCACGAGCUUACUAGUCAAUAGCGUUUCUGCGAACCAGCCAAGCACGUUCGUUGACUGAGAUUCCCAAGCACUGUAAUGCGCAUUGAAGUGUCCAAGGAACAUUAUUGAGCCUUCUAGUUCAUCAAGCGGGUCGUCCAAUACUCCCUGGCAUUGUUAAGUGGAAGGUAGGAUGCAGAUAGCCAUAACUCUUGCCUGUUAUUGGAGGGAGAUACGUGCGGUGACGACCUGUAAACUGGUGUUCAGUUACACGCACUCAAAGAAUAUGUCUUCUUGGAUCGCAAAACGUACCCCAUGAUACCAAUAGUGUUGGGAGUUCAAUUUCAGUAGCAGCGUAUAGUUCUUUCCGACAAAACUCGUUUCUACCACGCUUUGGUUGACUUUCCUUUCUCGCAGCACUGUUACGCAAGGAGAUAAGCAGCUUCAGCUCGCUAAUGUCCGUUCUGAGAUGGCGCAGGUUCCAUUACACCGCGAAAUGUCCAUUAGAACGACUGUGUUGAGAAUCAAGAGGUCGAUACUCUGCGCGUUGGUCAUUGUGUAAUAUUGGCGUGUGAUGUUCCUUCACCAGCCAGAAGGAGAAUUGCGAGUACUGUAUAUCCGGGAGGUAGAGACAGUCCUCUUCUCCCUGGUAGAUCACUUCAUGGUUAAGUGGGGGAGCUACUUUCCUCUUUUCUUAUCCAAAACAGUUACUCGUUCCAUGCGUGCUGGCCUAUCUGCAAUGGAAGAAACUGUGGCAGAAUCCGUUUGUAAUAGAAGUGGAGUAGGACUGACCGCCGCUGUCGAAACUACUACACGAUUACUUACACCGACAGCGAUCGGCACUGGGGAAGCCCGAGCAAAUACGCAUGGGUUCAAACACCUUGAAAAGGCCUUAAACAUGGUCCGUGACAAAAUUCACAACAAUCAAGACACCAUAAAAUGGUCUCGAUAACCCAUAAACACACCAACAUAUAGUAUUUUAUAUGGGAUCAACCGGACCAUGGUGAUGGUGUUCUCAUGGUUUGAACCCAUUUCAAACACCCAUGUCAAACCUCAUGACCAUAGGGGUAUUAUGGGCUUUUCGUUUGCUCGGGAGGACUUUGUGUAGUUUUUGACGAUUGCUGUUUCAACGCUAGUGUCGCGGUGAUAUCGAUGCCGUUUCGGUUAGGACCUUCCGAUUAACCUUCUCCGGGAGAAAACAAGGCACGAUGCGAAGGAUCGGUGAUGUCAGCCAAACCUGAAAUUAUGUUCAAGGCAGCAGAACCCGCAAUAGGAAUGACAAAACCGGAGCUGACCUCUAUUUUGCCCAAAAAAACCGACCGCGGUUGGCACUGGCAAAAGGCUUCGUAUAGUUUUGCUGGUCUCCUUCUGUUCAUCGAUCAGGGUUUUAUGGCUUGGUGGUUUACACAAGCUCCACAGCGAUGAACUCCUUAUGACCGGGUUGGUUUACAACGGCCCGGAUAGUUCCUUCAUCCAACUGUAUUUGCGUUGGAAAGACUACACUUUCCUCACUUCCAAACCAAUCGAUUUCGUGGACAGUAUACGUGCGAGGGUAGUCUUUGGUAUUCAAGCGAUGGACAAUUAUCGAAGAGGCUGGCUAAGGAACGUCUCGGCAGAGAUGCCAGGUACUUUUUUCAAAUGUCUGCAAUAAUAAUUUUAAAAGUCUGGGAAGUACAAAAAAUGUCAGAAAAGCUAGUGUAACCAAAAGCCUUUAUAUUCAAAAAUCUGCAAAUAUCUGCAACAAAACAUAAAAAUCUGCAAAUAUCUGCAACCAAACUAGAAAAUCUGCAAAUAUCUGCGUCAUCCAAAAAAUCUGCAGCUUAAAUUAAAAGUCUGCGAAUUUGCAGACUUGUCUGCAAAUAUGGCAUCUCUGCGUCUCGGUAUUUUUAUGACCUCUUUUUAUAUACCUAAGAGAAGAGACAACAGGCUUCUUGCUCUUCUUAAUUUUCGCGAAUAGGCCCUGCAGUAAAUCUAAAGACAACAAGCGUUCGUCGUUGCCAGAUUCCUUUUGUAUGCUUUUCGCAAUUGCUGAAAAUAAUUGUACCUCGAAAAUCGCACCUCAACCAACAAUUUACAAUGCAAAAGCUGCAUUUAAAAAUUUAAUUAAUUUUUUAUUCGUGUCUCUCUUAAUAACCAUAUCGUCUUUCAGGACUUUUAUUCAAUUUGCAUGAAAUGUUGAUGUGUAUAAAAAGUAGCCAGAAUAGAUUCAGCAGCACUGUUUUCCAUCCCGUUGAUAAAUAUAAUAAACGCUCAUGAUUGGCAAAACGACCAAUCAGAAGCUGGUUCAAUAUUGAGGUUAGGAUUGGAUCAAAUUGGCUACGCGAUUGUCUUCUCUUCUCUUAGUUAUAUACCGGGCCUUGAGAUCGUUGGACAAUUUUGACAGAUCGCAGCUUCUUCACACUCUUCUUUGCUGUAUUGUUCGUCAGAGCAGGUUAAGCAGCGUUUUGGACAGGAACAUCGAACACAUGCAUGGCCGUAAUUGAAACAGUCAUAGUAGAGUUUCGGAAUCGGAAAAUAUGGACGAGAAAAGUGCUCAGGGUACGUGGUUUUACAGAAGGUCAAAAUGAGCGCUGGAGUAUUUAUUCUCUCUCCGGCUUCAAUUCGUGUGAUUCGCUGUACACGAAUUACUCUCUGGCUUCGAAUUUCGGUAAGAACAUGAUUCUCUUCCGUAAGCAUCAAAUCGUAGCAGGAAAUUACGCUUCUGCUUACGUUCAUAUUCGGAUGGGCUUCAACCACAACUUCAAUGCUGUCAUUGAAGCUAGGUCAAUCUCAGCAACUUGGCCACUUGCACAGGAUCCCGAACUCUAUCCCUUCCCGUAUCCCUUCGGCUGCACCCGUUACCAACCCUAUAUGAACGAAAAUGUAAAAACGAAAGUUUAUUCAACGCUUCAACGUCAACAAUUUGCGCACGUUCCCAAACUUUUAAGGCGCACUGUAGGUGAGCAGUAUUAAAGCCGCUUGCUCUGCUGCUUCAACGUUGUCCUUAACGACUCCAACGUGCUUUUUUACUGUUCACACAAUUUUGAUACGCGUUGUGAUGUCCCACUUUUGGUGCGUUACCUUCAAUACCUUCAAAUAACAAGUCAGAAAUAUUUUAAUAUUUUUCUAAAUCUUUCCGUAUCUUUUACGGUUUAGCCCACUGUCAUACUCGCAGCCGGCAAUCACAACGUGUGAAUGAAAUGUACCUCUUGGUACUACAUAAAAAAUAUUGUUUAUUUUCGAUUCUCUAUGCUCGAUAACACAAGAAAUAAGACAUCCACAGAGAAAAUGUUUUAUGACGUAGUGUUCGACUGGCGCUCCGCCUAACUAUGAAUAUAGGAACUAUAAGCCACAGAGGUUGCUGUUUAUUGUACUUAUAGUACCGCGUACGAAAAUCUAAAAUCCACUUAUUUCAUCCGUUUCUUCACCGAUUUCCACCAAAUUUCCAAUGUUAGCCACUGUAGAACUAUUUCACUCAUCUAUACGAGCUAGUGUGGACCUCAUCGAUUGCGAAAAACACCGAAACACCGAAAGCACCGUGUAAAGAUCAAACAUGCGUGUUGUUUGUACCACUGCACCGUACGGAACAGUGUUUCCAACUGAGAUGAACAACGAGAGGCAUUUAUUUGCAGACUGGAACUAAUGAACAAAAGACUCCUAUCAAAUACUUUACGCUGAUGUAACAAAUUAACUCUAAUGCUCAUUUUUGACGGCUCGUUUGUACUGUUUACAUGGACUUAGAAAAAUACUUUGCAGUUUACUUCGAGCGAAUCUAGUUGUCCACAGCGCUUUUCUAAGUCCAUGUUACCAGUACUAGUGAACUGUCAAGAAACGUGAGGUUAACUUUGUCAGUAAAGAAACUUAUUGAAUACUUUACGGUGACGUCACAAAUGAACUGAGUGUUCAUUUUUGACAGUUCGCUUGUACUGUUUACAUGGACUUAGAAAAAUUCUUUACGAUUUGCUUCGAGCGAAUCAAGUCAUCCACAAAUUUUUCUAAGUCCAUGUAAACAGUACAAUCGAACUGUCAAGAAAAGUGAGGUUAACUGUUUCAGUAAAGAACCUAAUUGUACAUCAUCGUGUACUCCCAUCAGUUCGCCAGUAGUUUUGGGGUAUUAAUAAGAUGGAGAGUUGAGCUUAUAUUCGUUAUUUUGGGAAAUACUAAAUGAUUAAAUAGAAAAUGAGAAAAAAAACACGGGAAAGGUCCAUUUCAGAGGCGACGCGUGGUUCCACCGUCAACCUGUUCAAUAUACCACCAAGACCCUUAAAACGUCACAAUCGUCUCUAUGAGACGUUUCUGUUCAGCUGAUUCUUUCGUCGUCGAUUUGAUCCAACAUCUAACGAAUAGGACCAAUGAAAAAUGUUCGAGGACAUAAAAUUUCGCUGGAGCUGACCAAAACAAAUUUGUUGUCAAAUCCCAAAAUCCCACCAGUGAAUUGUCCAACAAACUUCUUGUAGAAUGCUUAAUUUACCGUGGAAACAGAAAUAAAAAUAGAUAGCAUAUCCGAGAAAGUUGCCACUUAAUUAGAAUUGAAAAAGAUUUCUUAACAGAAACAUAAGCAAUACAACCAUGUAUAACCUUCCGACAGUCGCGCUAGUGCACUGAGUGCACGCUGGUCUGAAAAUCUAGCGAAAUCGUCUUAGAGCAGCUGCGGCUGCUCUUCAGUGAGCUGUUUACGCGACUUCCAGAGGGAUAAAGAGAUUAAAACUUAUAUAUCGUUAUAUGAUUUGAAUUAGCUUGCAAUGUAGAAUCUUAUUUUCUAUACACCGAGAAUUAUUCGUCCUUCUGUUUAAGAUAGAUUGAAACAUUUGUCAACCAGUUUAAGAAAAUACCUUAAUUCCUUCAAAUUUGAUAGAAAUUUGAAUGUUGUAUUUUCCUCGUAAAUUACAGUAGCAAACAGGCAUUUAACAUCCACGCGUUCAUGAUUAGAACAACCCCUGAUUUGAGUUUGUCUGUUUUACACAUUCUGUAGAUAUAUUUUUAGCAUGUGAAUGCAAAGAUCAAGCGAUUUCUUUGGCGCAAAAGUGGACGGUUCAUUAUUAUAAUUGAACCAACAUACGCGCUUGUAACUAGUAUGUCCCAGGGGCAGAAACAUCUUGUUAGAAUUUUCUUGUCUCCUAAGAAAAAAAAGCAUUCGAUCAACAGCUAUGACCGUACGGCGCAAGGUGGUCGAAAAUUAUAAAGCGCUCUCGUUUUGCACACAGCACCAACGCCCAUAUGUACAUCGCAGCAAUGCACGCUGGUUCAAUAUUUGAUUUGAACCGGUGCAAAAGAGAAUAGAAAGAGCCUCGCCCAUGACAUUAAUGCUGCUAUUCCAGCCGUCGCUCAUGCAACUGCUCCCUCUAGAGCAUGCGGUGAGAGUACGAGAUGCGUGCAUGUUUCUGGUUGGACCGGUCAUAGGAAAGCACUGCUGGAGACGCUAGGUUGAUUUAUCGUUCAGAUCAAAUUAUCGAACAUCAAGGUUCGGAGAUUAUUACUUUCAUUAAAAAUAGUUUACUUGCUAAUGCUUUAAUGUUAACGCAAAAUUGGUUUUGGGUCGUCUGAUUGUUCCUACCUGUUCAGUGAACAGGUUGAACGUACCGACGCGUCGCCUCUGGUCCAUUUAAGUAGGCACCCAGUUUGUGUAACUUUGCCCUGAACGCUUUCCACCAUUGAUUCGUAACAUGUAAAUAUAUACUUCUUUUGAAAACUCUAUCUCUCUCUAGUUGCAAUGGCGAUAAGAUCUGUACUUUCAUACUUAGAAUAGAAAAAAUUACACACCAAUCCAUCCAUAAAUUUAGUUGCAAAUUUUAAACACUAAAAACGUUCACUGUUUUGCCUAGUUUUAAACGAUAUCAUGUUUCACUGAACAAUUGAAAAUAUCUAUCCUGGUUUAAAUUAUACAUUCGAAAAAAAAACAAUAAAAAAAAUAACUGUGAAUAUAAACCACCCGUGAUGAAUAUCCUUAACCGUAAUAUUUCCGUACUUUGUUCGUGUGAAAUUUGUUUAUAGUGUUUUCAUUGAUAAGUAAAAGGAAAAAGAUAUCAAAGUGAUAAUUUGUUUAAAACGCAAGUCAUUUUCAACCGUGCACUCAACUGGCCGGAAUAUGUGCAAUUAAACAAAAGAAAAAUCGUAAGAUCUGUAUAAAAAAAUGUAUGGUAAAGAAGGAAAAAUGAAUGAAAAACUUGUGAAGUGAAUGGUAUCGGCCAUCUAUCUGUGCAAUAACUAUUAAUAGGGUCAACACGAUCAACACUAUUCAGUUUCCGUCGUGAGAGUGAAAGAAUUACAAAUGUUUUAAGUUCAAGAGACGUUCUUAUUAUGACAAACAUGAGCGAGACAUGGGUUUUUUAAUGCACGUUAAACACAAACUAGUUGAACGGUGUUUCAUAAGCAUUAUCACGGCAUUUCUGGGAUCAGGUGACGGCCCAACUCGAAUAAACUUCAAAUACUGAGCUCAAAUACCUACGUGUAUCAAAUGUUCUCAGAUCGCAGCCUACGUGUCGAAGAGGUUAUGUUUGUUUGCCGCUUAACAAUGAAGUCACUCAAAUCACACUUUUAUGCUUUUAGCUGCUAAAUACUGUCCGUAUGUCAAAUAUUAUUGUGAUUCAAAUAUUACGAUUCCGUCUUCUGGUGUGUAUAUUUUUUUCGAAUCAUAAUGACGAUGAUUGGAGUGAGCGUGACGAUUAAAAGGACAACGCAAUGCUUCAUAAACCCUACACAAAAUCGUUUGCCUUUGAAACGUCUUCAAAAAAUCCGUAAAAAUCGAAAUAUCUUUGUGAACACAAACAAGAAUAGUAAUACUUAGUCCAAAGAAGUAAAAAGACAGAAUUCUACCAAGGUAAUAAUUCGUAAGCUCGACAACACAAAAUUGAAAUGUUUGUAACUAGGAACAAUACUUGUAUGAAGCAAGGACAGAAAAAGCUCUCACAAAUAAAUAAGAAAAAGAAUACUGUUGAAUGUUGAUUACAAUCCAAAAAUAAACAGAAUUACACAUUAUAAGAGUUAUUAACAAAUUGGAUAGAGCAGUUUGAAUCUUACGGAAGACGGUGCAGACGGAUUCUCCCUGCAGUAAAGCGAAAACAGCGAGUUUCAUUACAAAAUUACAAUGGGUAAAAUUAAGAACAAAUUUUACACACAAGAAAAAGUUCAUUAGCAAAGACUUAAGACCAAUGAAAUAUUAAAACAUUAGAAUCGAACUGUUGUUAAAAUAAAUUCUUGACAAAAAAAAACCAAAAAUGUAGCGUAAAUAUAGAGAACAAAAACAAAAUGGUUGCUACGUUUGUGAGAGCAAUUAUGAAAAAAUAAAAAUACUAGAAUGUACUUGUUGUAGGCAACAAGCACACAGAAAAAAAAAAAUAGCUGUACUAGGUCGAAUGAUGUCUGACAAACUGACUCCUACACUUUGAGACCAACAACAGGAACGGAAAAUAAUUGCCAAAACAACAAACAGCAGCUCAGACCGAUCAACCAGUGGACACUAAUUAAACCAUACUCAGAUCGUGGAAUAGACGCCAUUAGCGGACAGAACAUCACGAAAUCGUAAAAACUCAAAUUCUCAAUUCCGAAUUUCCGUUAAACUAAGGCAUAUUGCGAAUUGCCGAAAAGCGUAAUAAGUUCAGCCUAUGUGAGGAGCGCAGCAAGCGUUGUAAAGCGAUGAGCAGUGGUGGAAGAAAUUUUGCAACCUAUUAAUCCCAGUUUGAUGAAUUACUUGGCGAAAAAGUAAGAAUUAUUAAGCAAACAAAAUAUUAUAUGAUAAAUGAUUACUACUGAUUAAAACAAUUAUAAUUUUUAAGUAGAAAAAUAAAAAAUACAAAAUUCCAAAAAAAUUGAA